Messenger RNA from Pocillopora damicornis (cauliflower coral), 1595 nucleotides. Its product is annotated as 4-galactosyl-N-acetylglucosaminide 3-alpha-L-fucosyltransferase 9. Gene Ontology annotation, molecular function: fucosyltransferase activity. Gene Ontology annotation, cellular component: membrane. The record is from RefSeq and is a predicted model, not a curated record. NCBI's taxonomy places the organism in Eukaryota, Metazoa, Cnidaria, Anthozoa, Scleractinia, Pocilloporidae.
CAUCGGUGCUAGAUAAUCGCUACAAGUUAUUUGCUAUCGUCAGGAGCUAGACCAAAUCUCCUGAAAGACCUAGACGUGCCAGCCAAAAGCCUGCAAAGUGAACAGCAAGAUCUACCCGUGCAAGUCUGUGUUUUUGCCAUUAAAUCUUUUGGGAAUGUGCAUAACAAGAAUCAGUGAAAGAAUAUUACCACUUUGCUUCAUGAAGCGUUCGACUCUACUGGUGGGCAUACUUUUCAUUUCAUCAUUUUUCUCGAUCAUGAUACUGUGGAAUAAAACAAGCUAUCCACUCCUCGAGCCUUCGUUUUGGAGCAACAAGACAGAAAUCGCUUCCAAUCGAACUUGCUUCAGUAAUGACAACAAAACCAUUUUGUUCUACACUCCUAUGUUUGGUAGGAAGCCAUGGCCCGGAGCCAACUCCACGGAAGAGUAUCUUUGGGAAUGUCCGACAAAAAAAUGCCACAUAACCUAUGAUAUAAACGAUGUAGGAAAAAGUGAUCUAGUUAUUUUUCAUGCUCGUGAUAUACGACGUUAUGUUACAUUGAAAGAAAUUCAACAGAUUCACAAGUACCGGUCUCCACAGCAAAGAAUGGCGUUUUUUAACCGAGAAUCCAUCGUCAAUGACCAAGGUUUAAAGAACCUUUUUCCAUGGCCGGAGGGGUUCUUUAAUUGGACAAUAACUUUCAAAAGGGAGUCCGAUUUUCACUUUCCUUAUGGACAUUACGCUCCUUUGCCGUCAGCUGAGAGACCAGCGAAAAUUCCUGACUAUGCAGCUGUGAAAAACAAAUCUGUGUUAUGGGCUGUUUCCAGUUGUGGGAAAACUCGAGAUAAGUACGUAAAAAAACUUCUUAAAUACAUCAAAGUUGAUGUUUAUGGCCACUGUGCGGGAAAGUUUGGCCAAGACAAUCAGUGCCGGCUAUCGAGCAAUUGCGAUGAUAUUUUCAGCACAUAUAAAUUUUAUCUGGCAUUUGAAAACAGCGUGUGUACUGAUUACAUAACUGAGAAGUUUUGGCGUACAUUUGGUUGGAAUUCAGUGCCUAUAACACUGACAAGAGAUUUCUAUACUCCAGAUGUAGUCCCUCCGGGCUCGUUUAUAAGUGUGCAAGACUUUCCAUCUGUUAAAGCUUUGGCAGAAUACCUGUUGUACCUCGACAAAAAUGACACUGCUUAUAAUGAAUACUUCACAUGGAAAAAAGAAUUCGUCUAUGAACGGACGUGGAGAUUAACACAUACAGCAUGUGACAUAUGUGAUGCUCUUCACGAUGAAUGUGUUAAACCCAAAUUUUAUAAAGAUAUAUUCAAGACUUUUUGGAACGUUGAUGUGGAUUGCAAAGAGAAAGAGAGAAAACUAUUACAACUUAUACAUAGAGAGGAUGAGUGAUCAAUAUAUGUCGAAUAUCCAUUGAUUUUCUAAUGUUACCUCCAGUUACUUUAUUCAAGUAGACAAAGUGGUUCAAUGGCGUGAGUAAUAAACAGAGCUACUUUAGAAAGGGGUCCACUCCUAGCCUCUCUGAACUGAGUCAAGGCGCGUUUGAAGUGCGAUGAUGAAGGAGUUGAAAACCACUUAUACUUUAAUACUUCUCAUCAACAAAAAAUGU